Messenger RNA from Megachile rotundata (alfalfa leafcutting bee), 1997 nucleotides. RefSeq names its product chaperonin containing TCP1 subunit 4 (gene CCT4). NCBI's taxonomy places the organism in Eukaryota, Metazoa, Arthropoda, Insecta, Hymenoptera, Megachilidae. Gene Ontology annotation, molecular function: ATP-dependent protein folding chaperone; ATP binding; ATP hydrolysis activity. Gene Ontology annotation, biological process: protein folding. The record is from RefSeq and is a predicted model, not a curated record.
UUCUAUAUCCUUAGAGUUUCGAGUCGUUUCUUGAACGCAUGUUACUACGCUGAAAAAAAAUUAAAAUUCACUCUAAGAUAUUUAUUGAAUUGUAAGAAAAAGUGCCACGAGAAACAAUUUCAAAAUCUCAAAGGAACGAAGUUCCUUACAAACUUGCGUACAAACUACGUAAUAAACCUGAUCUGACAAACGUGACUAAAUUACCCAGAAUGACGGCUCAUACAGCUAGCGGUGAUGGACGAGGUGCACAUACACAGGCUUAUAAAGAUAAAAGCAAACCAACCGAUAUUCGAAGUAGUAACAUUAAUGCUGCGAAAGCUGUUAGCGAUGCAAUUCGUACUAGUUUGGGUCCAAGAGGAAUGGACAAAAUGAUCCAAGCUGCUAAUGGUGAAGUUACAAUUACAAAUGAUGGUGCUACAAUAUUAAAAGAAAUGAGUGUUGUGCAUCCUGCAGCAAAAAUGUUAGUUGAAUUAUCAAAAGCUCAAGAUAUUGAAGCUGGAGAUGGUACCACCAGCGUUGUUAUAAUAGCUGGCUCUCUUUUAGAAGCAGCAGAACGUUUGUUACAAAAGGGAAUACAUCCUACUUUGAUUAGUGAUGCAUUUCAGAAGGCUGCAGCUGAAGCUGUGCAUAUAUUAACGAAUAUGUCUAUUCCUGUUGAUUUAAGAGAUGAACAAUCGUUGAUUAGGGCUGCAGCAACUGCACUUAACUCAAAGGUUGUUUUUCAACAAUCAAGUCUUUUGGCACCAUUAGCUGUAAAUGCAGUAUUAAAAAUCACUGAAGAAGGAAGGGAGAGCUGUGUUGAUUUGAAUAAUAUAAAAGUAAUAAAAAAAUUGGGUGGCACUGUUGAAGAUACUGAACUUAUAGAAGGAUUAAUAUUUACACAGAAAUCUUGUAACGUUAAUGGACCAAGACGUAUUGAAAAAGCAAAGAUAGGUUUAAUUCAGUUUUGUAUUUCUCCACCUAAAACGGAUAUGGAUCAUAAUGUAAUUGUUUCUGAUUAUGCUGCAAUGGAUCGUAUUUUGAAAGAAGAAAGAACAUAUAUAUUAAACAUUGUGAAACAAAUUAAAAAGGCUGGUUGUAAUGUACUUCUAGUACAGAAAUCUAUUCUUCGCGAUGCCGUCAGUGAUCUAGCUAUACACUUUUUGGAUAAAAUUAAAGUUAUGGUGAUCAAAGACAUCGAACGCGAAGAUAUUCCAUUUGUCUGUAAAACAUUAGGUUGCAGACCCAUUGCAUCAUUGGAUCAUUUUGUUGCUGAAAAUCUCGUUAACGCAGAACUGUGUGAGGAGGUGCAAACGGGAAAUUCUAAGUUUGUCAAAAUUACUAAAAUUCAAAAUCCUGGACCGACAGUAACGAUACUUGUGCGUGGCAGCAACAAAUUGGUUUUGGAAGAAGCAGAACGAUCAUUGCACGAUGCAUUGUGUGUAGUUCGUUGUUUAGUAAAACAGAAAGCUCUGAUUGCUGGAGGAGGAGCGCCUGAGAUUGAACUCGCAUUGAAACUCGUACCUUAUGCUCAAACAUUAGGUGGUAUUGAUGCUUAUUGUAUUAAAGGAUUUGCAAAUGCAUUUGAGAUAAUUCCAUCGACGUUGGCAGAAAAUGCAGGAUUGAAUCCUAUUGCCACUGUAACGGAACUGCGGAACCGACACGCCAAAGGAGAACACACUGCAGGAAUUAAUGUACGAAAAGGAACCAUUACCAACAUUUUGGAGGAAAAUGUAAUUCAACCAUUAUUAGUUUCUACGAGUGCAAUUACUCUUGCCACAGAAACUGUUCGCAGUAUAUUAAAGAUCGAUGAUAUUAUAAAUACCAACCAGUAAUUAUAAUGAAUAGAAGUUUUGCGCUUAAAUCUUUGUCAAGUUUUUGCUGAUCACGCGAUAUCAAAUACAGUUCUGAGUUCAAUUAGCUUUCCAUAUUUUUACAAUUUAUUAAACUAAUAAAAUCGAGUUAUUUAACGGUUAAAAUUCUUUUUAUUAUAUUCCUAAUAAAUUAACUUGCUUUUA